This is a messenger RNA of Macaca mulatta (Rhesus monkey), 3989 nucleotides long. Lineage: Eukaryota; Metazoa; Chordata; Mammalia; Primates; Cercopithecidae. The record is from RefSeq and is a predicted model, not a curated record.
UCAAUUCCUAAGUUUUAAAUGUCUCCCUGUUCUGAGUAGCAUAAUGAACUCUCACUCUCUCCCACCUAGGAUAUGAAUCCUCCCUCUGUCCAUUGUGACCUCAGUGUCUAUGCGCCUGCCCAUAAGUCACUUAGUAGCCAUCUCAGUUAUCAGAUCAGCUGUUGUGGUAUUCCGGUGCUUGUGUUCAGGUCACCCUUAUUUGGCUUGAUGCUGGCCCCAAAGUGCAUAAUAGUGAUUCUGGCAAUUUGGAUUGCCGAAGAGAAAGCGGUAAAGUGCUUUCUUUAAGUGAAAAGGUGAAAGUUCUGGACUUCAAAAGGAAAGAAAAAAAAUCAUAUGCUGAUUUUGAUAAGAUCUAUGGGACCCGUGUGGGCUGGUCUGUAAGUACUAGAGGCUUUGAGGAGGCCAGGAUGGUCUUCAGGGUCUUUCCAGUUCUGGAAGUUGGUGGUGCCAGGAUUCUGCGUCAGCAUCUUUCUGUGCUUUAAUUGCAUUUUAUCCCAUGUCAUGUGUUUCCUUGGAGUUCUGAGGUAAGAAGGGGUCUGAAGUUUCUUUGGGGCUCUGAGAAUGCUGGGAUCAGUUACAGUAAGUUUUCAAUCUUGAUGAUAGGUUCUUGGGAUCUUCACCUUUAAGCAAAACAUAGAAUGAAACCAGUUUUACUAUAGGCUAAUUGAUGGAAGCAAGAGUUAAGUUCCUGUGAAUGUUUCUGACCACAAAAACAUCACUGAACUUUUAAAGACCCCAAACAUUUCUAAUAUUAACCAUUGAAAUGUGAGCUAUACAUGCAUUUAUGAACAAUUAAUAAAAAGUUAGAUAAUUAUUUACCUAAUUACUCCAGUUCAGGGUUGCAGGUGGUCCCCUAUCCGGGAAGCUCAGGGCAUAGGGCGGAAACCAGUCCUGGACGGGACACCUCAUGGCAGGGUGCACCCACACCCACACUCACUCAGACUGGGACCAUUUAGACACACCAGUGAGCCUAAGUGCACAGCUUUGGGAUGUGGAGGAAUCUAGGGUACUCAGAGAACACCCAUGCAGACAUGGGGAGAACAUGCACACUCCUCACAGACAGUAGCCCUGGCUGGAAUAGAUUUUUUCUCAUCAGUGUUAUGAUGACACUAUUUGAGGACCUCCCGUAGUGAUGUCUGGACAGGAGAAUAUUAGGAGCGGCUGUGUGUAAGGUAUCUGCACCCUGUACCACAUUCUGAGGCCCUUAGGAAUGUACUGUGCCUUGCUCACCCCCGCCUCCCUGUUCCCAUGGGUGCAUUGUAGGUGUGGAAGAACAUGGAAAUCCAUGGAGGAGGACCCUAUCUGUCUUCUUCCCCCUGCUGCAUCCCAGGGCUGUGGCUUGUCAUGUAGCACUUGCUUGGGCUGGAUCCAGCCCUGACCCUCUAAUCUGCAUCCUGUGAGCCACCAAGACUGAACCAAGCCCAGGAAGCGGCGCCACCAACCGGCCUCGCAGAGGCAGAGGCCCUGGAGCAGUGACAGCACAGGAGAUCCGCUGGCUCAGGGGAAGGGGAGGAAAGAGGAAAACAAAGGGAGUGAUCGAGUGAGCCUCGCCCCGCCCUCCCUGUGCCGGCCCAUGAUGUGUCAGUCAGAGGCGCGGCGAGGACCAGAGCUCCGUGCGGCGAAAUGGUUGCACUUCCCCCAGCUGGCCCUGAGGCGGAGGCUGGGGCAGCUGAGCUGCAUGUCCAGACCCGCCCUGAAACUGCGCUCCUGGCCCUUGACCGUCCUCUACUACCUCCUGCCCUUCGGCGCCCUCAGACCGCUCAGCCGGGUGGGAUGGAGGCCCGUAAGCAGGGUGGCUUUGUACAAGUCAGUGCCGACACGCUUGCUGUCACGGGCCUGGGGUCGCCUCAACCAGGUGGAGCUGCCACACUGGCUGCGCAGGCCUGUCUAUAGCCUGUACAUCUGGACCUUCGGGGUGAACAUGAAGGAGGCCGCCGUGGAGGACCUGCAUCACUACCGCAACCUCAGCGAGUUCUUCCGGCGCAAGCUGAAGCCGCAGGCCCGGCCCGUCUGCGGCCUGCACAGUGUGGUGAGGCCCGAUCCUUUCCUCCUGGGGGAAACAGGACUUUUUCCUGCCUCCACAGCUGGGACUCCACUUGCCCAGCACAGCCCCCUGGUCUCCAGCAUAUCUGGAAGCAGCAGGAUGACAAGGGGAGGUGGGGGCUGUCUUCUGGGGGGAGGAGACCCUGCUCUCCCUGGCAGCAAGCCUCUUCUGUCCUUCCAGAUCAGCCCAUCGGAUGGAAAGAUCCUCAACUUUGGGCAGGUGAAGAACUGCGAGGUGGAGCAGGUAAAGGGGGUCACCUACUCCCUGGAGUCGUUCCUGGGCCCACGCACCUACACAGAGGACCUGCCCUUCCCGCCAGCCGCCUCGUGUGACUCCUUCAAGAACCAGCUGGUCACCCGGGAAGGGAAUGAGCUCUAUCACUGUGUCAUCUACCUGGCCCCCGGGGACUACCACUGCUUCCACUCCCCCACGGACUGGACUGUGUCCCACCGGCGCCACUUCCCAGGCUCCCUGAUGUCAGUGAACCCUGGCAUGGCUCGCUGGAUCAAAGAGCUCUUCUGCCACAAUGAGCGGGUAGUCCUGACGGGGGACUGGAAACAUGGCUUCUUCUCACUGACGGCUGUGGGGGCCACCAACGUGGGCUCCAUUCGCAUCUACUUUGACCGGGACCUGCACACAAACAGCCCGAGGCACAGCAAGGGCUCCUACAACGACUUCAGCUUCGUGACGCACACCAAUAGAGAGGGCGUCCCCAUGCGCAAGGGCGAGCACCUGGGCGAGUUCAACCUGGGCUCCACCAUUGUUCUCAUCUUUGAGGCCCCCAAGGACUUCAAUUUCCAGCUGAAAACAGGACAGAAAAUCCGCUUUGGGGAGGCCCUGGGCUCGCUCUAGAGCCUCUUUCCUGAUUAUGGCUGCUAAGGGAUCUUUUCCAAACAGAGUGAGGGUCUUUUAGAGAGGGAGGCCCAUGAGGCCAUCCAGGUGAGGGCCUGCCUCAGAGUGGGUGAGAGUCUGACCAGGUAGGACUUGAAUGACUCGGCUCCCACCUGUUCCGGAGGUGCAGACAAGAGGUGGUGAGAGCCCCUGUCAUGCCCUCAACCUAUCCUGUUCCUUCUCCCUACAAAUAAAAAGUGCAGGCUGGAAUGAUCUGUCACAUUUGGAUCUUUUUAAACACUGUAUAGACGGGAGAUCCUGCAUUCCCGACUGAACCUUCAGUUGGUCUCGAUUGUCAUUUUUUCUUGCUGCUCCUCCCCAUCACCUGGGCUGUUUUCUGUUGGCCCCUUUUGUUUUUUGGCCUUAACCCUCCUGCUGCACAGGGUGAGGUGCCUCCUUGGCACAGACUGUGGAUGCCUCCUCCCCCAGCAGAGCCACACAGCCUUCAUGACAACUGCUUUCUGUUCCCAAAUUCACCUCAUCCUGCUCUUUAGAAAAAGCAGUCUUUGUGCUUGUGGCUGAAUGCAUCACCCUGGACUCUGCCAGUGUCUUCUGAGGACACUGAUUAAUGAUACAGACCUCUGUAGGACCUGAUGAGUGACCUUCUGGAGCUGGUCAGGUCCUCGUUGCAGCAGGCAAGACUAAUCACUGAACCUGCCUCAUGGCACCAGAAUGAACAGGGCAGGCAGGUGGUAGGCCCAGCUGGGGACAGGGGAGAGUUCCUGUCCUCCCCAUAUCCCUACAUGAAAUGUGGGAAAGUUGCUGCUGUUGAUUCAGGGUCUGUCUGGGAGGCAGAGGGCCCUUGGUGGAUAGUCGGUCAGUGCCUGGAAAACCUGUCCCAGUUAUCAGGAAUGCGUGCCUGGGGAGCCCCCGAUGGCGGGGACAGGGCCAGAGUUCAUGUUGACCCUGGGGACGCUGUGAAUUUCUCCUGCAGGAGAGCCAUCACUGAACUUUUUCAACUGUAUCAGUAGCACAGUAUUUUUGUAUGAGAAGUGGGAGACUUCUGAACAGUAAUUCAUUUAAUGGCAAAACAUUUUGAAAUAAAAAAAUAAAA